AUGCAGUUACUACACAUCUUUCGUUUUUGUUUUCUAGUUUCAGCGCAGGACGAUGAAGGUCCAUAUAAAGGCAAGUUUAUUGGUAAAAUUAAUUCUUAUCACCAUCAAGUAUCAGGAGAUGUUUACGCAGUAGACGAAUAUACUUUGCUGUUAACGAAAUUUAAUUAUGAUGGUAAUGGUGCUGACACUUUCUUUUGGGCGGGUGCUGCAAAUCGACCGGGACCUCAAGGGUUCAUAGUAUCCGACGAAUACGGAAAAACUAACGUUUUAGAAAGAUAUUUUAAUAAAGACUUCACAUUAACGUUACCAGAAAAGAAAAAGUUAACCGACAUAAAGUGGUUCGCAAUUUACGACAUUUGGAGCCAAAACACCUUUGGAGACAUUUACAUUCCCGAAGAUUUUGAACCUCCAACUGUUCAAAAAAUAGGAAAACUUGCUGCCAAAAGUAACAUGAUCAGUUCAGGAAAAAUUGAAGUUCUGGACGCUAAAAGUAUUAGAAUAAACAAUCUUUUCUACGAUGGUAAAGCCAAAGACGCUUAUUUUGUUGCUGGAAUUGGCCCUUUGCCGAAUUCAAAGGGGCAUAAAAUUCCAGACGAAUAUGGAUAUCUAGAUUCACUAAGGGCAUAUAAAAACCAAACAAUCACUUUGGAAUUACCAGGAGAUUUAACUGUUUUCAAUAUAGACUGGCUAAGUAUUUUCGAUUUCGAAAACAAAGCAAAUUUAGGUUCUAUUUUAAUAACAAGCGGUUUGAAUGUUCCACCAUCUCUCGUGAAAGUUAUACCUCAUAAGAACGAUUUACCAAACUGCUUACAACUUCAUAGAGAUUUUCAAGUUUCAUGGGAAAUCUUCGGACCUGCCAUAACAAUUCAACUUGCAGGACAAAUUAAAGAGGAUGAAUAUAUGGCGUUUGGCUUGUCAGGAUCACCAGAAAAAAGUCAAAUGUUGGGGGCGGAUGUUGCAGUAGCUUAUAUCCACGAAUAUAGAGGAUUAGCAACAGAUUACAACAUUACAGCAUUAACAGCGUGCGUAAAAGUUCUGGGUCAAUAUAAAGGUGUUUGCAAAGACGAAUUGGUGGGUGGUCAAGAUAAUAAUCAAAUCCACACUGCAGUACGCGAAAAUGGUAUUAAUAUUAUUACGUACAGAAGAAGUUUAAUAUCACCUGACACUGGAGAUAAAGAGUUUCCUACAGAAGGGUCCGUCUAUAUUGUAUGGGCCUUAGGUCGUCUUGACAAAUCCAAAGAGCCAACAUUUCACGAUAUUUAUCCGAAAUCUGAUAUCAAAAUUGAGCUGAAUAAAAAGGAACCGGCAUCAAAUUGCUUUGCAUUUACAACAACCGACAGGAAUUUAGUAGAAGUGUGGGAAAAAAAUCAAAUAUUCGAUAGAAAUAUUCGUACUUUCAAUGCGUACCUUGGGCCUUCGGGAGGUAAAAAGGGUUACCAAGGAAUGACAGGACAACCAUCAGCUCCAUUGGCGUGGUACAUAAACGGUCUUUUAGCGCCUGAGUUAUGGCUCAGAAGAGGCUUAACAUAUUCGUUUAAAGUGAGAGGAGGCAACAAUCCCCACAGUGCUGAGUUUUAUCAUCCCUUAAUUAUCACCGAUGAACCGCACGGUGGAUUUGACAGAUUAACAGACGAAGCCCAGGCUCGAGUUCGGGUUCUUGCUGGUGUAGAAUACUCAAGAAGAGGAAGACCGAGACCAACAGCAGCUGGGCCUCUUUGUUUAUCGAAGCAUAAGGAAAAUCAAGACAGAAGAUUAGAUGACGAUUUUCCGACAUUUAAAAAAUUCAACCGAUCUUUAGAAUACACUUGUGAUUCUGGCGAACCGGCACUUUUAGAAGUUACCCCCAACACCUCGUGGCCCGACAUCGUCUACUAUAAUUCCUUCACGCAAUCGAAUAUGGGAUGGAAAAUUUACGUGGUUGAUAAUUACGUAAAAUCAAAUUGUUCAGAUAUAAAAUGUAACUUCUGGGUAUUAUUUCUUGUAGCAGUAGUCUCUCAUUUGUUUUUUAAACAAUCUUACAGAUUGUUUAUGUAAACAAAAAGCUGUGAACUGUAUUUAUAAAAUUUUCCUUCAGGAAUCCGUUACUGUGGUAACAGAUAAACCUGACAUCUAGACAAUCCUUAAAAUAAAGUAUACGGAUGUA
This is a messenger RNA of Agrilus planipennis (emerald ash borer), 2143 nucleotides long. Its product is annotated as protein Skeletor, isoforms B/C. The transcript has 9 exons. The record is from RefSeq and is a predicted model, not a curated record. NCBI's taxonomy places the organism in Eukaryota, Metazoa, Arthropoda, Insecta, Coleoptera, Buprestidae. Bases 1 to 2034 code for a protein of 677 amino acids.